Molecule: messenger RNA, 2424 nt
Organism: Sciurus carolinensis (gray squirrel)
Lineage: Eukaryota; Metazoa; Chordata; Mammalia; Rodentia; Sciuridae
Gene: Cysltr1
Product: cysteinyl leukotriene receptor 1
Exons: 3
Coding region: 566-1618 (350 amino acids)
Biological process (GO): G protein-coupled receptor signaling pathway
Cellular component (GO): plasma membrane
Molecular function (GO): leukotriene receptor activity
Source: RefSeq, a predicted model, not a curated record
UAGCAGCUGCAUGAUUUUCUGACCAUUCUAUUGCUAGAGCUAGGGAUAAAAGCUCAUUUAUAUACACAAACGUCAAGUCUCCAGUUUCUAUUUUUCCUCUCUCUCUGUUCAUUCUCCUCCCCCACUUUGCAUCGAAGAAGCCAAACUCUGGCGUGCUUUAAACUCUUGAGGACUAAUCUGAAAGAGGAAGAAGAAUCUGUAUACAUUGGCUAGCAAAUGUUACCAUGCCCCGCCCUCUCCCAUCUUGAAAAUACCAGCAAUUCAUCUUUGCAAAGAAGUUUGCCUAGAGAGCAGGCACUUAUAAAAAUCUCCAGAGUAUCCAGAUUUACUCUGCAGCUCACCAGUGAGGGUUAGCUCGCCAAGGGACUGGUAGCAUAGAUUUACUGAAGACCUGGAACCUGCUUCUGAGAGCCACCACAAAAGGACCCUUAACUGUGAACCUUGAAGAGAGCAGCUUGGGCAUACUUUGACAUUACAAAAAAGAACAAACCACCGUAAGAAGGAACCUUUGUGAAGAGUACUGCAGUGCCACAAAGAGGCACCAAGCAAAUAUUCCUACAGAAUCAUGGAUGGACCUGGAAAUCUGACAAUGUCUUCUGCCAGUAAUAACACAUGCCAUGACAGUAUUGAUGACUUCCGCAAUCAAGUGUAUUCCACCUUGUACUCUAUGAUCUCCGUUGUGGGUUUCUUUGGCAAUGGCUUUGUGCUCUAUGUACUUAUAAAAACAUAUCAUGAGAAAUCAGCAUUCCAAGUAUAUAUGAUUAACUUAGCUGUAGCAGAUCUACUGUGUGUGUGCACAUUGCCUCUCCGUGUGGUCUAUUAUGUUCACAAAGGCAUUUGGCUCUUUGGUGACUUUUUGUGUCGCCUCAGCACCUAUGCCCUGUAUGUUAAUCUCUACUGUAGCAUUUUAUUUAUGACAGCCAUGAGCUUUUUCCGAUGCGUUGCAAUUGUUUUCCCAGUUCAAAACAUUAAUUUGGUUACACAGAAAAAAGCGAGGUUUGUGUGUGUUGGUAUUUGGAUUUUUGUUAUUUUGAUCAGUUCUCCAUUUUUAAUGGCCAAAUCUUACAAAGAUGAAAAAAACAAUACUAAGUGUUUUGAGCCUCCUCAGGACAAUCAGGCCAAAAAUCAUGUUUUGGUCUUGCAUUACGUGUCAUUAUUCAUUGGCUUCAUCAUCCCUUUUGUUAUUAUAAUUGUCUGCUACACAAUGAUCAUUUUGACCUUACUAAAAAAUUCAAUGAAGAAAAAUUUGUCAAGUCGUAAAAAGGCUAUAGGAAUGAUCAUAAUUGUGACAGCUGCCUUUUUAAUCAGCUUCAUGCCAUAUCAUAUUCAACGCACAAUCCACCUUCAUUUUUUACACAAUGAAACUAAAUCCUGUGAUUCUGUCCUCCGAAUGCAGAAGUCGGUGGUCGUAACUUUGUCUCUGGCUGCAUCAAAUUGUUGCUUUGACCCUCUUCUAUAUUUCUUUUCAGGGGGGAACUUUAGGAGAAGGCUCUCUACAUUUAGAAAACAUUCUUUGUCCAGCAUGACUUAUGUACCCAAGAAGAAGGCCUCCUUGCCAGAAAAAGGAGAAGAAAUAUGUAAAGAAGAAUUUAAACCCAUAUCCAGUGUAAACCAAUGAAGAGUUUUCCAAACAUUUUCUGAAAUCAUUUAUAAUAAAAAUAAAAUUUUCCAUUAACAAUUUGCAAAUACUUAACUUAUGUGUGCCUCCCAAUCUACCUCAUAUAUGCAUCACAUUAUUAGAUAUUUUAAGUGUAAAGAAUUCAACCCACAGCUAAAGGCUGUUAAUUAUAAACAGUUGUUUGAUCAUUCACCAGAAGGUGGAGAAUGCUUGUGUUUUUGCACUGUAAAACAUGGAUCUGAGAUCAAGGUUUUCCUCCACAAAUAAAAGCUUAACAAAGGAAAAAGACUACAUUUUUAAGAUAUAAAAUCACCAAAUAGUUCUCAAUCAUCCUAACAUAUCCCUUUGCAUGCAUGCCAUCAGAUGAGAACUGGAGAUGACCCAGGAGUUGCAUAAAAUGUACUGUCAGCCUCCUCCUUUGUAGUACUGAGUAGCGAGGCAGAGUAGAGUCAUUUCUUCCAGAAGAGAAUGUACAAGUGCUAGAACAUGCUAGUCUUUGGCCAAAUGUCUCUAAAAGUUCUGUGCAAUGUACAUUCUGGAAACUAAGGAAAAUAUAUCUGAUCAAAGGUCAGUAUAUCUCCAAUUUUCUUCUCCCCCUGCCUCAAGCCCCACAAAGACAAUGAUGGCCUUUUAGUUGUCUGUUGAGUUUCCUGUAAUAUUCUCUUCCUACAUGACAUAUAAGCCUUCCUUAAGAAGUCAGACAACUGCACUCCCAUAUAUGAACAGAAAUAAUUUAAAAAUUUAUCUGAAGAAAGGGAAUGGGAGGGUCUACUUUUCUAUGUGAUUAUUAUUAGGAACAAAUUAAG